This is a messenger RNA of Racocetra persica, 402 nucleotides long. NCBI's taxonomy places the organism in Eukaryota, Fungi, Glomeromycota, Glomeromycetes, Diversisporales, Gigasporaceae. The record is from the annotation of a GenBank genome assembly.
AUGUUAGAUUUUGAGUCUGAAGAAAAUUUGCAAAUUGAAACAUUACUAGAAGAUAUUGAAGUAUUAGAAGAUGAUAAUUCUCAGCCCAAAGGAUCACUCAUCACAAAUUUGCCUUCUCAUCAUGUUAUUAGACCCAGACUGAAAGAAAUGGCCUAUGAAAAUUAUGAAGUUUGUGAUAAUACCAUUGAAGAAUACCGGCUUCAACUUCAUCAAUUGAUGAAUAUACAAUCACCAACACCAGAAGAACAUGCUAGCUCAGAAAAUCUCUCUUCCAAUAAUAUGUUUAGGGACCUUAUAUUUGGUAAAUCUCAAGGAUCACAAGAAUCUAUAGAUGACUUGGAUUAUUACCUUGACAUUAGAUGUACACCAUUGGCUUCUCCUGAUUCAGAUCCACUUUUAUGA